AUGCCGCGGGUCCACGAGACGAGGCCACCGAAGACGCCGCGGGAUACAGACCUGAGUGCGGCAAGCAAGAAGACCUCAGUCCCGGAGCGCGAGGCGCAAAAGUCGCAGCAAGCUUUCGCAAACGCCCCCAGCACAGAGAAGAAGGCCGCUACGACCUCUACCUCGACGGCGACGUCGGAGACACCACAAGCGACGCCGGCACCAAAGGCCAAGCCCCGCUCGAAGCUGCGCGCCCCGCGCAAGGCGGCGAUGAAGCUCACACCCUCGGCGGUAGACCAUCUGCGGGCGCUGCUCGACCAGCCGGACCCGAAGCUGAUCAAGGUUGGGGUGCGGAACCGCGGGUGCAGCGGGCUGGCGUAUCACCUCGAGUACGUGGACAAGGCGGGGGCGUUUGAUGAGACGGUCGAGCAGGACGGCGUCAAGGUGCUGAUCGACAGCAAGGCGCUGUUCAGCAUCAUUGGGAGCGAGAUGGACUGGGUCGAGGAUAAGCUGAACCAGCGGUUUGUGUUCCGGAAUCCAAAUAUCAGUGAGUACCUUCCUGUCUGA
Phaeoacremonium minimum UCRPA7 is the source of this 546-nucleotide messenger RNA. Its product is annotated as putative iron sulfur assembly protein 1 protein. The transcript has a single exon. Bases 1 to 546 code for a protein of 181 amino acids. Gene Ontology annotation, biological process: iron-sulfur cluster assembly. The record is from RefSeq and is a predicted model, not a curated record. Gene Ontology annotation, molecular function: 2 iron, 2 sulfur cluster binding. Gene Ontology annotation, cellular component: cytoplasm; mitochondrion. NCBI's taxonomy places the organism in Eukaryota, Fungi, Ascomycota, Sordariomycetes, Togniniales, Togniniaceae.